Molecule: messenger RNA, 1143 nt
Organism: Stereum hirsutum FP-91666 SS1
Lineage: Eukaryota; Fungi; Basidiomycota; Agaricomycetes; Russulales; Stereaceae
Exons: 1
Coding region: 1-1143 (380 amino acids)
Source: RefSeq, a predicted model, not a curated record
AUGUUAUCUCCCAAACUCAACACUCCUACUCUCAUCGCCAUUCUUUCAGUCAUUCUCAUUACAUGCACUGCAGUCGCUUUCAUGGCCUACUCACCCUUCCGCUCAUCCGCCGUGCAAUACUUUCGACCAAAAGUCCCAGAAAACAGGCAGACUAUCCUUCCUUUGGUCCAGACCCCACGCCUGCCCCGACUCUCGCUCAGCACCAACUCGUCUUCCCGUAGCAGCUCGGAGUACGAGUUGUGGACCAAGGCUAUCGAGACUCUGGGCUACGCGGACCCUGCCUAUCCACAGCCGUCGUUCCGUCCUCUAACCCUGACGCUUCAUGGCGCAGCCUAUCGUUCCAGGACGCACCACAACAAUUCACUCCGAAUUCCCCAUUCACUUCGAACCAUACCAUCGUUCAUCUCUCGUUCCGAGAACAAUUACUCGACUGUUAACCGUGGAUCCAUUCCAACAAUCCCUUCCAUACCGUCGGAGCCGGGAACCAAGUUCUCUUCCAUCGACGCCGAAUCCAUGCGAACCAUUCCAUCCCUGCCAUCGUAUGCGCAACCCCAUUAUUCCGCCUUCUUCAGACCACUGUCGGCCAUCUCUCCCAAUGGCACGAGCUCCCAGUCUGCGAACUCAUCCGACUUCGACCUCGGUGCCGUACUGGAUCACUUUCCCAUGAUAACCCACCAACUCCCAUUCGCGAGCCUCCACGUACCCGUCAUCCGCCAUUCCGCGAUCGAAUUCUUAACCAAGACGUUUGACAACUCGAUUUGGGCCGCCGGCAGCUCUCAUCCGUCUCGUUUUCAUCUCCCCAAACCCCACAUCACACCAUCAGCCACAGUCGCUGCUCGCACAUCGCACCAAGCCAGCAGCCCAUCUUGGGUUUCUGUGCGUCUACACCCUCACGAUCUAUCCAUGUCCAGCCUCGAUGCAUCUUCCAGCCGUCUGUCCGACAUCCUCGACGACGAUUCCUCUUUCUUCCAAGGACGAUCCGGUCCACCUCUCGUCCCAUUCAACGCGCCGCGUCGAUCCAUUCGUUAUGUCCAACGACGCGUAUAUUCUGCGUCUUCACCAUUCUUCACAUCAUACCGAGAAUUUGGGGCGGAAACGGCAUUGACGACUCGAGGUGCAUAUCUUGUCGGGACGGGCCGAUGA